AUGCUCCUUGGAACGUUCGCUCGCUGGCGUAUUGAUCUCUACACAGUGUUCAGCUCUUACUUGAUCUAUUAUGUUGGGAUAUGGUUUUGGAAAGGUUUGAUAUUGAGAGAACGGGACGUGGAGGACUAUGCUUGUUAUGGGAUAUUUUGGUUGGCAUUUGCCGCGGGUGCGAUCUGCCGCAUUCGAUACAACUUCUAUUUGCAAAAGAUCGAGUGCAACACGUAA
This is a messenger RNA of Pseudocercospora fijiensis CIRAD86, 225 nucleotides long. RefSeq lists its product as uncharacterized. The transcript is spliced from 3 exons. The record is from RefSeq and is a predicted model, not a curated record. The coding region runs from base 1 to 225 and encodes 74 amino acids. NCBI's taxonomy places the organism in Eukaryota, Fungi, Ascomycota, Dothideomycetes, Mycosphaerellales, Mycosphaerellaceae.